Messenger RNA from Hibiscus syriacus, 369 nucleotides. RefSeq lists its product as uncharacterized. The record is from RefSeq and is a predicted model, not a curated record. NCBI's taxonomy places the organism in Eukaryota, Viridiplantae, Streptophyta, Magnoliopsida, Malvales, Malvaceae. The transcript has a single exon. Bases 1 to 369 code for a protein of 122 amino acids.
AUGGUUCAAGCACUUCCAGCGUACUCCAUGUCUUGCUACCUGUUGCCAAAAGGUGUUAUUGAGGAUAUUAAGACCCAAGUGAGGUCGUAUUGGUGGUCGGGCAAGAAGGAUACUAGAGAUUGGGAUAUGAUUACUUGGGAUAAGGUUUGUCGGUCCAAAAGAUUUGAUGGGAAGGGUUUCAGGGACCUAAAGUUGUUCAAUAUUGCCCUCCUGGGCAACCAAGUUUGGAGACUCAUUCAUGACGAGAAGUCACUACAUUUAAGGUUCUCAAGGCCAAGUACUUCCCUUGUUCAAAUUUUCUUGAAGCCAAACUUGGGGAUAAGUACUCUUAUGAGUGGGCAAGCAUUCUUAAGGCCAAAUAUGCACUAA